Leptopilina boulardi is the source of this 1892-nucleotide messenger RNA. RefSeq names its product meteorin-like protein (gene Metrn). The coding region runs from base 539 to 1372 and encodes 277 amino acids. Gene Ontology annotation, molecular function: hormone activity. NCBI's taxonomy places the organism in Eukaryota, Metazoa, Arthropoda, Insecta, Hymenoptera, Figitidae. The transcript has 3 exons. The record is from RefSeq and is a predicted model, not a curated record.
ACUCGACUCAGUUCGACUCUCGCUCUCUGCUGAGAGAGUCGUCAUGUCGAAACUUAAAUUUAAUCUAAAAAACGUCAAGAUUAAACACUUGAUCGUUGUUUGUAAUCUCUGAAAAAAAACUCUUUGGUCUUAUCCUCAAUAAAUGGAGUGUGUGCUAAAAAUGUGACUUAUAUAUUUAUAAAAAAAUAUAUUAUAAAGAAUAAAAUCAUUUCCAUUAAUGGAAACUUUACUCAUUGUUUAUACAAUUUAAAAAUGAAUUAGGUGUUUCCUUUUUUUAGAAAAAACAAUACAUCCUUUUUUGUAUUUCUUUCUUCGGAUUAUGAGUUUCCGUUUCGUCUGACAAAAAACUUGUUUCGUCACUUAUGAACAAGUUUUUGUUUGAAAUAUGAAUGAGAUAUGUGAAACGGAAGUGUGUAGCAAUUGAGAAAGAGAAAUAUUUAUAUAGUGAAGAAAUGAGGUGAGAUCGUGAAGCAGCGCAAAUUAACUCACUGACUUCGAAGGUACUGGAAAUUGGAAGAAAGAAAAGAUUGAAUGGAAGAUGCUUCCAUCAACCUUGAUCUUCGUCGCGGUGUUUUUGGUUCUUCUUUUAACCACCACCGUGUCGACGGCCCCUACAAGUACAGACCAAUGCGAUUGGACAGGAAGUGGUGGAAGUGGAAAAGGCGUUCGCCCAGUGUACCUGCGUUGUUCGAGGGGCACCGUCUUUUGGCGAGAUCCUCAUGGCGCUCUCAGAGUAGUGUUGUCAGGAGGUGAAGGAUUUCAUGGCUUUCGUGCGUGUGUGAAAGUCUUCGGUCCAGCAAGGGUAUAUCUGGAAGGUAAAACUUCUCUGAGACCUGUGUAUUCUCCCAACGAUGGAAAACACAAGUCCUAUCAUCGGUGCUUCCACUCUAACGGUCAAUUGGCAGCUCUUUAUGUGGAGGCUGAUGAACCUUCGCGGGAGUAUAAUAGGAGGAUAGUAGAGCUACAAUACGAUCUUGAAAAACAGGAGGAACAAGAGGAAACAGAAUGUAGACCGUGUUCAAAAGAAGAAUUGGCCAAGACUUAUUGUCAAAGUGAUCUCGUUGCGAGAGGUACUGUCAGUGCUGUUGAGAAGAAAACAGACUUGGAUGAUUUGGUACUCAGAGUCACCAAAAUUCUCAGUCGUCUUGAUGUGAAUGAGGAUAACGAAUUGGAUGUAAAUUAUUCACAUCUUCAGAAAGAAGUUCGAAUCAGAGUUCCAACCAGUUGUGACGCUCGUCAUGGACAGGGAGAAUUUGUGAUAAUGGCUAAGAAGAGAUUAGGGGACUUAACAUUAGCUUGUGCUCCAAGAUUAGAAACUUGGGCAGAAGCAGUGCGUGAAAUGAAAACUGCUCCCUGUGUUCUUCGAACUUAGUGACUACAAGAAUAUUUAUUAUGUGUAAUUUACAAAACUAAUGGUAAUAAUCAUAUUAUUAUUAUUAAUAAUAAUAAUAACAGAACCUAAUAAUAGAAAGUGAAUGUGUUCGUUUUCGAAAUGUUUGAAGAAAAUCAAUCCUGCUGAACUGUCAACAGUCUGCCGAUUGUAAAAAAAAUCAUACAAAUUUAACUUUCUUAAAACAAUUAUUUUCCAAGAAAAUUAAUUUCGCACUUGAAUAUUAGUAAACAUUAUUAUAUAUUUUGCCUGUUACAAUUUAUUUUAAUGUUAUUUUUAUUUCAUGCAUUUUGAUAAUUACAAAAACUAGUGAAUGUUUGCUUGUAAAUAAGAAUAUAUUUUUAUGCUUGUAUAUAACUAAUGUAUUUCUUCGAAGACGAUACCGAUCUCUGAACUGUGAUAUAUUUUAUAAUAAGAGAUUUAAAGAAACGGAUUUAUUAUCGUUUAUAUUUGUAUAAAUUUAUCUAUAAAAAAUAAGUAAUAAAAGUAAGAAUUAAAUAAA